Messenger RNA from Sphaeramia orbicularis (orbiculate cardinalfish), 9273 nucleotides. RefSeq names its product tet methylcytosine dioxygenase 1 (gene tet1). The coding region runs from base 477 to 7019 and encodes 2180 amino acids. The record is from RefSeq and is a predicted model, not a curated record. NCBI's taxonomy places the organism in Eukaryota, Metazoa, Chordata, Actinopteri, Kurtiformes, Apogonidae. Gene Ontology annotation, cellular component: nucleus. The transcript is spliced from 12 exons. Gene Ontology annotation, molecular function: DNA 5-methylcytosine dioxygenase activity; zinc ion binding; DNA binding. Gene Ontology annotation, biological process: chromosomal 5-methylcytosine DNA demethylation, oxidation pathway; positive regulation of transcription by RNA polymerase II.
GAGCUAAACCCGUGGGUAGAGCGUCUGGUGGAGGGAGAGUGAGCGGGGCUGCCCUGAAUGGACUGACAGAAGAGGGAUUUACAUUUUAACGGGUGUCGCUCUCCGUCAAACACCACAUCUUUUCGGGGGGGAAAAAAACAGCAAAUUUGGCUUGAUGUAUUCAUGUCGGUGCUUCUAACAUGUCCAUGUGUCAUCGUCGGGAGAGGAUCGAACUUGCCAGCAGUCUAUAUUUGCCGAGGAGGGAAAGCAAUACAAGGUCUCGCUGUCUCGCUGGACUGGAGUAUUAUUAGCAGUUCAGACAGUACAACUGUCUCUCCAUGGUCAUGCAGUGUUAUUUCCCAAUAACUGAAGCAUCCAAAUCUGCGAGAACAGAAGGAAGGUUUUGAAAAGUAUAUUACUGUGUGUACAAGGAAAGAUAAACAUUCAUCUAGCUCCCAUGCUGGCGGACAGAAAUCCUCCUCUCCACACCCUCAGCCAUGCCUGCUACUACCAAACCCACAAGGAGACAGACACCUGCCAGGAAGAAUGGACAGAAAGUGAUAAGCACCAAAAGGCAGACCUGUAACUCCAAUAAACCCAGAGGAAGGCCCCAGAAAACACCCGUAGAGCCCAAAAAAUCAACAGCUAGGGCCCAGACUCAGUCAGGAAAAAGCUCCCGUGGAAGAGGAGCAAGUGGGCCAGCUGGUCAGGGCCCAGAGAGGUCCCCUGGUGGAGUUAACCGUGCCCUAAAUGUAACAGGAUCUGCAAGGCUUAGAUCGCUCAGCAAUCCACCUGACCACUGUGUUGAGUUAGAAGAUCCCCCAGGACGAAGGAAGUCCCUGCGGGGCACGGGGGUGUCUCUGUCUUCAUGCCAACCUUCCAAACCUGGCAGAGGAGGGAGGAACAACAGACGUGGCACAGGGAGAGGAGCAGCAGCAUCUCAGACCAGGACUGCAAGAAACCAGCCUCCAAGCACCACCAGUAACAGCAACAGCAGCAGUGAUUCAACCUGGGAUGAAGAAAAAGUAACACUGGGCCCCAGUGAGGAUGAAGAUGUCCCUCCAGUUUCUCUGAAAACUAGUUGUGAAAGCCCUAGAAAUAUCAAAAGUCAAGAUCUUGGAGUCAGCAAUGCUAAAGAGAGGAGCCCUCUUAAAGCUGAUUCACCUCCAUGCAAUGACACACUGGAAGACUGUAUACAAUGCAGCUGCGACAGCACUACAACUGAGCAAGACGAAAAGACUGUCAGUCAUAACAGUGAAGAGGACCUUAGAGGUGUGAUUGGAGCCCUUGAGGGUGAUGAUGUUGAUGGACAGCUCUGCACAGACAGUAAAAAUAGCCCUCCUGAGACUUCUGCACUAACAAGUAUCAGCGCAGUGGGGAUCCAGUCCAGCAUUGUGGGAAAUGACAGCUCUCCCAUCCCUGGAAAUAAGCUAGAUCAACUUGCCAGUGAUAGGAAGCAAGAUGAAGGGGGCGGUAUCCAUCAGGAAGAGGGUGACAACUUGGACACGAAAGUGCAAGUGACAGAUCAAAGUGUGAGAGUUGACACUGAGAUAAAAGAGGAAAUACAUCCAGAGAAAAGGGAUUGCCUAGAGGCGAAUGAAGCAAGACCAGAUGAGACUGUGGUGGAGACCAGUGAGAGUCUGCAUAGAAAUGAGGAUAAAAAGGAAGAUAUGGAUAAAAAGGACAACCUCAUCAGACCUGCUGACUCCCACCUCAGUUCUGCUCCAGUCUCUAAACCUCCAGAUCCUCCUCAAUCUAGCAAAGGACUGGCAGUACAGUCUGAAGCACCUGUCUCCAACACAGCUACCUCAGCCACCACCAAAGCCCCCUCAAAAUCAGAGUCACACAAAGGAGAACAGCUACUGAGUCAUGGCAACACAGACGUGCAACCUACCAUUCAUGGUGCUAAGCCACAAAACCCAGACUCCCCUGCUGGUCUGACCCCUCAAGUGAUAAGAAAUACACCAGUUAUAAUCUGUAAUGACUCCCUCAGACCAAAAGGCUUAUGGGACUCAAACCAGAGAGAAUUACGAAAAUUAGAGAUCCCUCAGAUGGACAGACAUGCUUACAGAGCAGCAGAGCGGCAAACCAAAGAUAGUGAAUCCUGUCAAGAGCCAUUCAAGCACCGCAGCCAGGAAGGGUCUCCGUUUUCCUCAGUGUCAUUGUCUCUACUUCCUCAGUCGAGUACGGUUGCCCUUGUAACCGAGGCCGAGCCAAAUGUGGGCGAAGACAGUGUUGUGGUAGCUGUGUCAGAGCAGGACUCAGUGCCAAAGAUCUCCACUCAUUCUCUGGAUUGUAGUUCAUCAUUCUCGUGCAGCUCAGAAAGCACUCGCUCCUCUUUUUCUUUUGACACCGAGUCAGAAACAGGAUACGGGGAACCCAGUCCGGUUAUACUUCCGGGACCUUGGGGUGCAGAGGGGGCAUGUUUUCCUUCAAAACCUCAGAGGAAGGAGAGGAAAAAGAGGAGCAGGUGUGGGAUGUGCAAGCCUUGCCUGACGAAGAUCAGCUGUGGCCAAUGUAGCUGCUGUCUCAACCGCAGGACUGGCCACCAGAUCUGUAAACUGAGGAAGUGCGUGGAACUGAAGAGGAGAAGCCCGUCAACUCCUCUUCCUGCUUCUGCUGAACAGGUGGGUCCAGAAAGUGGGUCGGUAAAUGGCAAAGGCAAGGCACAGAUGGAUGACACCCACACGGCAGCAGAGGAGGAUGAGGGGGAGGAAGGCCACAUACCUCAUAUACAGUCUCCCCACAUCACCCACUUGCUUACCAACAGCCUGGCCUCAGACCAAGCCACACGGCCAGCACUUAUUAAACGAGAGCCCGGGCUGGAGACGACCAGCAAUGCACUUCACCAACACGUAUGCUCUUCUGUGACUUUACAGAAUGGUUCUGCUGAAAAUCUGACAAAACCUUACGGUGCUAAUAUGACCACAGGAUCACACUCUGAUCCCAAGUCGACAUAUCAAAGGAGCACAAUGGCAUCAGAGCCUCAAAGGGCUAUAAUAUCAAUGGUUUCUAAAGACUGCUCGGAGAAUGGACGCAAGAAUCCUUCUGCAGACUUUCCAAUUCCACUCAAGAAGAUCAAAAUGGAGGAGCCAUGGGUGUGGAUCAAUGAACAGACCACCACACAGCUGAGGGAUGAUGACGAUGAGGUGUGUGAGGACCCGCUGUCCACACUGGCGGCAGUAGUGUGCCUUUCUGUCACAGAGAGAAAGGGUUUGGAGGAGAAACUUUUUGGCUCGCGUUCUUCCAUUCUUCGCUCCAUUAAAACGGAACCACUGGAUUUCCACUCUGUGAAAAAAGAGCCAGAUGACUUGAAAAUUGACUUGUGUCAGAAAAGCACUCCUGUCAGCCUGCAAAGGACUCCGCUGCCUGUCAAAACUGAGCAAAAUGUCUUUUUACCAAGUGUACAGUCUUUGGCAGAGAAAAGAAAUCUCAGUUUUGAUCAGGCUAUUGCAAUUGAGGCCUUGACUCAGCUGGCAGCUAUACCUCAAACCACCCCAGGGCCCAUUAAAGCUGAAAUUAAGGGUGAACAACCCCUUUCUGUUGCUGCCCCUCUUACAACCUCCAGUACAAAUACAUCCCUACAUGAAGCCAAACCCACAGCAGCUAUCCGCUACAACAAAGUCUCGGUCAUCAGCUCACCACUACACCAAACAUCAGUUAUACACCCUCCUGUGGCCAGACAAGGGAAUGCCAUCCAAUGCUCCCGGGAGACAAGCUCCAACACAAAGCCAUGUCUCUCAGAAUCCUAUCAGAGCCGGUUCCUGAAUGAUAGAACACCCAGCAGGAGGACAGAACAGGGCUUUGCUUCUCAUGUCAUCAAGUCAGAAUGCAGCUAUAGAGAUCAGAGUGACAUUAGGUUAACGAAAGACCAUCAAGAUCGCCUGUUUGGGGAGGACAGGGAGGGGAUUGUUGGGAAAACAAGAAGGAACAGAGAUGAGGAGGAGGUGGCAGUCCAGCUGGCAGACUUAGCUUUUAUCAUCCAGGCUCGUCACAACCAGCAAUCGGAGAACAAUCCUCCAAGAGGAACACCUGUGUCAGCCAUCAAGUACAACUACAAUUCGCAGCUACCCCCCACUCACAAAAAGGCACUUGUGAAGAAAGCCAAAGCUACCCCCCCCAAGCCUAGACGGAAGAAGAUAAAUGAUGGACAACAUGAGGGAAUUAACCAGAGGACCCCUCUGUCAAAACGCAUGCCAAAUGGUGAGAUGCCUCAUCGGAGCCGAGGCCAGAAGAUGCCUCCACCAGGGAAAUCAGUCCUCCCACACAAGAGGAACCUGUUUCUGCCUCAGGCUCAAAUUGACCUCAAGAGAUACUUGGCUGAAGCUCAAGAGGAAAGGAGACAACUCAUCCAUCAUGGUAGCACACACAUGCAGGGCCAGAACUACUGCUCCCUCAUGAAAACCAACCAUAUUCAUGGUCAAGAAAACCAGCUGCAGUCCCCCUCUAACGGUCCACUCAACCUCCACAAACCCUGUAACGGUUACUCGGCAGGACCAGUGCAAGACUGUGAAAGGCAUUUUUCUCAGGUACCACAGCCCUGUGGUGGGCUACAGCACGAUGCUGAUCCUAACACCAGCUCAGCUAAGGCUUGUUUCUUCAGUCACACCACCGGGCAUCACGGUUUGGCUAAUGGCCUCUCAGGACUUCGACAGUCCCCUCCUCCAAGCCAGCAGAACUACUACAAACUAGAACAGUCAGGACCCAUCACUAUCCUAUCAACAUCUACUGAUGUAGAUCUGGACCACUCCGAGGAGUCGACUCCAUCUAAGAACAGCGUCAACAGCUUUCUGGAGUCUCCAAUGAGCUUUCUAGACACCCCGACCAAGAAUCUGCUCAAUACUCCUUCCAAAAAACUGUCAGAUCUUCCAUCCUGUCAGUGCAUGGAUCAAAUCAUUGAAAAAGAGGAGGGCCCUUACUAUACUCAUCUUGGGGCUGGACCUAGUGUUGCUGCGGUCAGAGAGCUGAUGGAGAACAGGUAUGGUGCCAGAGGAAAUGCAGUAAGGGUGGAGGUUGUUGUUUACACUGGGAAAGAAGGAAAGAGCUCCCAAGGGUGUCCGAUAGCUAAAUGGGUGAUCCGUCGUGGCAGUGAAGAGGAGAAGCUGCUGUGUUUGGUCCGCCGGAGGCCAGGACAUCACUGUGACAGCGCCGUGUUGGUCAUUCUCAUCUUGGCAUGGGAAGGGAUCCCACGGCCUGUGGCGGACCACCUGUACCAGGACCUGACAGAGACCCUCUUUAAGUACGGCUCCCCCACCAGCCGCCGCUGUGCCCUUAAUGAAGAUCGGACGUGUGCAUGCCAGGGGUUGGAUCCAGACACCUGCGGAGCUUCUUUUUCCUUCGGUUGCUCUUGGAGUAUGUACUUCAAUGGCUGUAAGUUUGCCCGCAGCAAAGUGCCCCGCAAGUUUCGGCUGCUUGGAGACUACAGGGAGGAGGAGGAGAAAAUAGAGAACAACCUCCAGGCUCUGGCCACUGACCUGGCCCCUCUCUACAAGAGACUGGCUCCUGAAGCUUUCCAGAACCAGGUGGAAAAUGAAGAGGCAGGAACGGACUGCCGGCUGGGCUGGAGGGAGGGACGUCCUUUUUCUGGGGUCACAGCCUGUGUGGACUUUUGUGCUCACGCCCACAAGGACACUCACAACAUGAAUAACGGCAGCACUGUGGUUUGCACUUUAACCAAGGAAGAUAACCGUGCUGUACGUAACAUACCAGAAGAUGAACAGCUUCACGUUCUGCCACUUUACAAGAUCUCUGAUAGGGAUGAGUUUGGCCAGGUCGAGGGCCAGUGGGCCAAAAUCCAGAGUGGUGCUCUACAGGUUCUGUCCUCUUUCCCCCGUGAGGUUCGUCUACUGGCUGAGCCAGUGAAAUCAGCCCGUAAGAUGAGACAGGAGGCUCGUCUGAAGGCUCAGGCGGAGAAGCUGGAGAAGAAGCAGGGGCUGACUCCCCUCACUCCUGGCAAAGGGAAAAAUGAAACCACCAGCAAAGAGCCCCAGCCCUACUACAGCUCUUAUAAAGUACCACCCCGACCUGCCAGCGUUGGAAGGUACCCACCGGAGAGGACGCCACACAGCACUUACAGUCAGACCAUCAGCAGCUUUCCCACUCCGGGUACUGGGAUGUCCACACACAGGGACAUCAUCUCCUCCAACCACCUCGGUCUGUCCAGUCUCCAGUCCGGACAGAACGGCUCAGUUCUCAGCUAUAAGACACUGAGCGGCACGGUGAAUGGUUUUCCUGCAGCUUGUAGUGAUCAGAGCACUAGAUCAGAUCGUAUACCUCCACAUAACGCCCUUAGUGACCACCCUUUUAAAACUGAGCCCAGGGAGGUACACUACUCUCCUCUGCACAGACCCUCCCCCAGCGAGAGCGCUCCUCCCGCCUCCUCCUUCUCCCCGCGACCUACCUCUGAGGGCCUCUUCAGUAGGCUCAACGGACUCCACAGGGGUGCAGGAGAUGGCGGGUCAGAGGUCAGAGGUCACGGCCUCGCACCUCUCUCAGCUCUCGCCCUCCCACCGCAAACGUCCCCGCCUGAACCAGAAGAAGUGAAGCACGAAGAGGUGUGGUCAGACAGCGAGCACAACUUCUUGGAUCAUGAAAUAGGCGGGGUAGCUGUGGCACCCUCACAUGGCUCCAUCUUGAUUGAGUGCGCGCGGCGGGAGCUCCACGCCACCACCCCGAUCCUCAGGCCGAACCGCCGGCAUCCCACGCGCAUCUCUCUGGUCUUCUACCAGCAUAAGUCUUUAAACGAGCCGGGCCACGGGAUGGCGAUGUGGGAUGCUAAAAUGGCCAAGCGGGACCGGGACAGGGAGGAGGAAGCUGAGAGGUUACGGAUGGAGGAAAGCCCGAGCAAAGCGACGGGAAGGAAACGGAAAGGAGCUGGAGGCGUGGAGGUGGAGGAGGAGAAAGAGGAGGAUGCAGAGGCGAUAAAGAGGACGCUGAAUGUUCCAACGCGUCAAGCUUUGACUCUAGCAAGGGAUGGAGUCAUCACUGUGUCUCCCUAUGCUCUCACCCACGUCACAGGCCCCUACAACCGCUGGACUUAGUCAACAUGUUUUACACACACACAUACACACUUACACACACAAAGAGAACUCCCACACCCUGUGCUUCUGCCUUACCUCAAUCAACUUCAAACCGCUACUCUCAUUUUUAUGUCAUUUUCAUUGUGCUUUUCUAAUAUCUUUGUCCACUUUGUGCUUCUUUGUCUCUGCCUUCAAAGUGAUGAGGAAGACCAAAGUUGUGUCGGCUUUUUAACUGUGAGUUCGGGUGUUGGUUUUUAUUGUAAAGAGAUGGUGCUUUGAAGCAUUUUAAACUGGUUUUAUACACAUGAUUUAGAACAAAAAAAACAAGAUGUGAUUAUUUAUUCUGAUCAUAACGAUUUAUAUUUAAUUCCUGGUGUAAGCCUGUUUACUGCAAGAUUUUCUAUGAUAACCUGCAUUAUGUGUUGACGCUCAGAGUUUAUGUUGUACUAUAGGACUAUGCUCUUUAUUUCAGCCAGUAGCUCUCUAUCUAUGAGAUGAACUUACUGGCCUAUUAUACAUUGGUGCCAUUCUCACUGUAACCUUUGUUCAGCAGACAUCACGUAAUGUAGAAAACAGGACUAAUAAGGUGCAUAUAUUUACCACAGACUGUCACAUGUAGCAUUAUACUUUUUCUUCGGCUGCCUCCGACUGCUGUCUGCAGCUGAUGAAAGAAAUGUACUUGUAUGGUUUGUUGUUUAUUUUCUAUAAACCGGGAUGGUUUGUCUUUUACUCACAGAUAUGUAUGACAUAUUAAGAAGCACUUUUUUAUUUUCUUAAACUUAACUUGAAAAAGGUCCCAAACCAUAGGCCUAAAAAUGUAUGUACAGAUAGAGAUAUAUAUGACAGUUUAGCAUGAACCCUGUUUUAUUUUUUCAGUAUUUUACCGCAUUUAUUUGAUUGAGCUACACAAAGACAUACAUAUCCGAUUAAAAUUCACUCUUAUUCAAAACUUAGUAUGACGAGGAAUCGUGAAAUGCUGCAACAGUAAGGUGCUUAUUAUUACUAGCACUUCAUUUAUGCUCACCUUCUGGAAAACAAGUUAAAAAUGUUCAAAACAUUUUUCACAGGGCACAAGCAUGAGUAUAGAAUUAUGAAUUUCUGACUUACUGUAUUUUAAUGGUGCUAACGAGACCUCUGGUUUUUUUUUUUAAACAGUAAUCAUAAAGUGUCAGAUUUGUCAAAAAAGUGUUGCAAGUUUUUUAAAUCCACACUGUUUAAAUACAAAACCACAGGUGCUUAAGAAUCAAACUAUUUAUUCUUUACAUUCUCUCUACAUUUGUCGGAAAACCACUCAUUACUAGUUGGCAGAUUCCACUCAGACAAUUGCCUAAGACAAUUUCAGGUGCUCGAACCUUGUGAAGACGUUGUUUACAAAAACCUUUUAUACAGGAUCUGAGUAAGGGGGUUGGUGUCAACUCCUAAUGAGUCUGGAUCUCAUGUUCUUUGACUCUUCAUUGUUCUCGCUUAUCACUGAAAUUUCAGCACAACAGACAAAGACCUUUAACUGAUGUCCACACUAACACUAGUGACAUUUGAGAAACAUGGUGGUCUUUUACAGUUUGACUUCCAUUUGGUGCUAAUAGGACAAGGUGUCAAUGUACAUUCAGUGACACAAAAGCUGAUGGUAUGGUGCUUUUUGUAAACUCAUCGCACACUGACCUGCUAUAUUCUUCUCUACAAAGACUGUUCUAGUCUUUCUGUAGUUUCUUAGUGGCUGACAACAGACCCGAGAUGUGUUGGAUUCCCAUCCUUGAUCAUGAUGUCAAUUAAGUGCCAGAAAAAAGCAAAUCAUUAUCAACAUGUCCAUCAAGUCUUCCAUAGAUUCUCAUUGAUUUCAACUCUUCGCACAGUCUUCACACACACAGAAAAUGCAAUGAAUGUAAACAGAUUCAAAUCAUUUGGCUUAGAUGGAGCAUUUUUUUAAAACAUUUUUUAGCAUCUUUUCAUUUGCCUCUCAGUUAUCAUCAUACAACAUUGAAACUCUUUGUAUCGACGAGAAACUAACAGCAAGCACCAGCAUUUGAAAAAACUGAAAAAACAUGUUUUAAUAGUGGAGAAAUGUGUAAAUAUGUAUGUGAAGCAAACUGUUUUUACUGUACUAUUAAUGGUGUUUAGACAAUGGAUGAUCUUGCUUAUUUUGAAACUGAAUUACUGUAUGUUGCUGAAAGUAUAUCCAGUGUAGACUUGAGAAGAGACUAAAUUUAGCAUUCCUUUUAUGGAUGGCUGAGCUCCUUCGGGAUUGUAAAAUAAAGUCAUAUUUAUAUUUUGGACCUGA